GUAGCGCCUACGUAAAUGUGGAUUUUGAAGUACAGGAGCUGGAUUGCUUUCACGGCAUGUUACCACGAGAGGAAGCCGAACGUUUGCUGAUCGAAAGCGGAGACUUUUUGGUGCGAGAGAGCCAUGAUCCAGAGACAAAUGAACCUUGUUGUGUUUUGUCAGCGUACUUUCAGGAUCAUCGUCAUUUUAUUUUGAAAUGCCCUGAUGAACAGAAACAUGCCUCCAAAGAUAGACAUGAUUCAAUAUUAGCGAAGGUCAACCAGUUUUAUAUUAAUGGGAAGCCGUGGGAAGAUUGUCCUGAUAAUAUUCUAAAACAUCCAAUUCCUAGAGAACAAUGGCUUAUUAUAAAUAAUGACGUCGUUUUGGAAAUGGAACUGGGAAAGGGCUACUUUGGAGUGGUUAACAAAGGAAUGUAUAAGCCUAAGGAUAUUUCUGUAGCAGUGAAAACAUGUAAAGAAACGCUCACACAAAAACAGACGAAGACGCUGUUGAAAGAAGGUAGAAACCUGGUUGAUUACGAUCAUCCUAACAUUGUAAAGUUUAUCGGAAUUGCAGCCAUCAGGCCGCCCGUUAUGAUCGUUAUGGAAUAUGUAGCAGGAGGUGACUUGCUAAGCCAUCUAAAAAAGCAUGCAACUACGUUAAGAACAACACAGCUGACACAAAUGUGUGCAGAUGCAGCAAGUGGGAUGACUUACCUGGAGAGCAAAAACUGUGUCCACAGAGAGCUGGCAGCGCGGAACUGUAUGGUUGGAGAUGGUUUAGUGGUGAAAAUCUCGGAUUUCGGUUUGUCACGAGAAAAUGUGGUACACACAAUGUCCGACGGCGACAAACAUAUAACGUGGAAAUGGUUGGCGCCAGAAGUUUUGUUACAAGAUACGUACUCUUCUCUCUCCGAUGUUUGGAGUUUCGGGGUCUUGAUGUGGGAAAUAUACUCCAGAGGAAAGGACCCUUUCUCUGAUAUCUCUAUGUCUGAGCUUCCUAGCAAAAUAGAAGAAGGUUACAAAAUGCCAACCCCCGAGGGAACCCCCGCAGCGUGUCAUGACCUGAUGAUGAAAUGCUGGGAAUACAACGCAAGCGAACGCUAUCACUUUGACAGAAUCCAGAAAAGAUUCAAUUCAAUGAUCAGUUCAUUGCGAUAUAGUUACGUUGAGUUGCCGAAGAAAGUUUCAUAAAUGUUUUUUUUUUAGGUAUCAUAUCUUCAAAUGACAGCUGCCUGACACUUUUUCAUAAUUAUCUAUUAAAACUGUCUAUGAUUAAGCAGAUACAUGAACAAUUAGUAAAACUAACUUACGAAUGUAUCAAAAUUGUUUUUAACUGAUUGCAACCAAUACAUACUAGGUAAUUUUGUUAAUUUCUUAAUUUCGCUCCAUCCUACUUCAUUUAAUGAGCGAAUGUUAAAGACAAAUAAUUGUAACAUUCACUUUUCUUCUCUUCAGUACUUUUUUGUAAUCCCUGAUGGCCGGAAAAAUAUUCUUGUAUAUAGUAUUUCAAACAUUUGGUUCGGAGAAAAUAGACAUGUGAUUAAAUGUUUGAAAUACUCGAUCACAACUAAAAAAGUAUCAAGUCCUUCAGUUGGGUUGAUGACGUUAUACGAGAAUAUGGUUUGAGUUUAGUUACUCUAUAGCGACAUCAAACAAUAUAUUGGAAUAUAAAAAUAUCUUAUUAGUUACUAUAUAUAUAUAUAUAUACAGUAGUUGGCCAUAAGUAUGUUCCCAAAAUGGCCUCUGUAACAUU
This is a messenger RNA of Magallana angulata, 1734 nucleotides long. RefSeq names its product tyrosine-protein kinase Fer-like. Gene Ontology annotation, molecular function: ATP binding; protein tyrosine kinase activity. NCBI's taxonomy places the organism in Eukaryota, Metazoa, Mollusca, Bivalvia, Ostreida, Ostreidae. The record is from RefSeq and is a predicted model, not a curated record. The coding region runs from base 57 to 1172 and encodes 371 amino acids. The transcript has 7 exons. Gene Ontology annotation, biological process: protein phosphorylation.